AAUCGAAAUAUAAAAAACAAAAAAAUGACGAAGAACAAGUAACAAACUUAAAAUUCGUAAACGGAAUUAUCGCGUGAAAAAGAUUAUUUUACACAAGUACAAUGUAGAAAAUUGAAGGAUUACAAGGGCACGUUAAAUGGAAGACACAUGGAGUCGCGUGCGCAGAUGAGUCAGUCUCUGCCGACUAAACAUCACCGACCGGAGGCAAACUACAGGAGCUGUUCGCAGUCCUUGCCACUUGACAUUCUAUGGUUGCCGCGGUCGUCAUUUCGGCCGGCGGAGGGCGAGCUGGCAGACUGCGUGCUCGUGGUCGGAGUGUCGCGGCCCAAGCUCGCCGCGGCCCUCCUCUCCGUCACGCUUCUGUCACUGUUUCUAACUUUUCACGUGCUCUACGACAGCGCUCUUUACAGCAUUCAAGCGGCGAGCAUGGCGUCAGCUGCCAGCGAAGGCCGUAAGAUAUUACAAAGUCAAGAGAGCAGUCGUACAAUAAGCCACCCUAUGGCUCUAAGAAAAAGGUUAAAACCGCCACGCGCGCCGCGACCUGCCCGCCGACUCCCGCAGGCACUUAUCAUUGGAGUUCGUAAAUGCGGAACCCGUGCUCUCUUAGAAAUGCUGUAUCUACAUCCUAUGGUACAAAAGGCGUCAGGAGAAGUGCAUUUCUUCGACCGUGAUGAAAAUUACGCCCUCGGCUUAGAAUGGUAUCGAAGCAAAAUGCCUCUUUCAUUUAAAGGGCAAAUAACUAUAGAAAAAAGUCCAAGCUACUUCGUUACCCCCGAGGUACCAGAAAGGGUGCGUGCGAUGAAUUCAUCGGUGCGUCUGUUACUCAUAGUGCGGGAACCAGUGACACGAGCCAUAUCUGACUAUACUCAGCUACGCAGUCGAGCCACACCCUCGGCACCGACGGUGUCCCUCGUGGGCCAUCCACUACCUGAUGCUGCGAAACCAUUUGAACAUCUCGCGUUGGCACCUGAUGGUUCUAUAAAUAUCGCCUAUAGGCCAAUAGCUAUAUCCUUAUACCACGCGUAUCUUCAUCGAUGGCUCGAAGUAUUCCCCCGGGAACAGAUUUUGGUCGUGAACGGCGAUCAGCUGAUUGAAGAUCCGGUGCCACAGCUGCGUCGCAUCGAAAGAUUUCUUGGAUUGGAGCACAAAAUAGGAAGAAAAAACUUCUACUUCAACGAAACUAAAGGAUUCUACUGCUUGCGUAACGACACCACGGACAAGUGCCUCCGGGAGACAAAAGGCCGCAAGCACCCUCGGGUGGACCCUGCAGUCGUCACUAAGUUACGGAAAUUCUUUGUCCAGCACAAUCAACGAUUUUACGAUUUAAUCGGGGAAGACCUCGGCUGGCCUGAGGACUAAACUAUACAAUCCGAUUAGUCGAUCAACUAAUCCAUCAACUAAUCUACCAAAGACGAAACAUUACAUAUCGUUGUGAUGAACAUAUCAAUGUAAUACAUACAUAUCAAAUCAAAAUUAACAUAUCACUAGUAAAUAAGAUUUUUUAAAAAUGUUUAUGUAUACAUUUUAGCGUAUCGUAUAAUAAGGUAUUUAAGAGAUUUAUUAAUUAUUUAUUUACAUAAAGACGAGUGAUUAUAAUUAUUAAAUUAGGCAAAUAAUUUUAAUAAUUGAAUUCGAAAAGAAAUAAUUAAAAUGUUAGCUAUAUAUAUUUUCAUAAUUGUGUUAAUUAAUUAAAGUUUUAUUAGUAAAUUCUGUUUUUGAAAUUUUACGGGCAGUGUGUAAGAAAGGGAACAAAAUGUUAAUAAAUAAAAUUGAAUGAUUAAUUUUAUUUCGAGCCGAUUGUGUUGGUUUUCUUAGUAUUUUAUACAAACUUAUAAUAGAAGUAAUCUACAGGCAUCCAACGUGUACUGAUUUGAUAAACCGACCCACUGAAACCCUGAGCAAUAUAUUUUUUAUAUAUAACUAAGUAUUGUGUGCUAUCCUUAUACAAAGUUGAUUAGAUAUACAGAUAUGAAUUUUAAUAUUUGUGAUCGUUUCGUUUUUUAGAAUCGAUUGAUUUUAAUAAUAAUAAGUAAUUAUAAUGUAAGUUUAAUCUCUAAGUAUAGAUAAAAUGAAUGAGUGUUGUAAAUUAUUCGCUUUCUCUUUUUAGAUGUUGUAAUUUGGUCGUGCAAUGUGUCUUAAUGUUUUAAGUUUUUUAGUAAAGGCCGACAGAUAAUAUAAAAAUCUUUGUCAUGCUGCGGAAUUAUAACAACGUUUAUUAUUACAGGCAACACCGUCCUAUCAAGAUAUGUCAUAUUAGUUUAGUUUGGGUAGUUAAUUUUGUCUAAGAUUUAUACUUUAAAAAAAUGCCAAACACAUUUAAAGUGCAGAAAAACUUUAAAUUUUAUACUUAACAUAUUCAUUUUAUACAAAUUAUACCGUAUCUCAUGCGUAUGUAACCAACCCCGACUGCCAUGACUGUGUUUUGUGUUGCCAUGUUAAAUAGGUAUACUUUUUUACGGUGAAAUGACAAAGUCAAUUUUAGUUGUCGUCGGCCUUUUUAUGUAAUUUUUUAAAUAUUAGAAGAAAUAUUUCAUAUUGUCCAAAUUCGAGAGUGGUCAUUUAAAGACAUAGAUGUAAAGUUGUUGAAUUAUCUCCUUAGAACGAGCAAUUAGACUCCUAUAAAAUGAAAUCUGUGUGUGUCUAUGUGUCUAUACUAUUUCCCUUUUAUCUUAUUCAGAUUCUUUCAUAUGUGUGGUUCACGCUGUAGCAUAUUUUAAUAUAACACGCUGAUUUUUAUUAAACAUUUUGAAAUUGAAAAUUCGACGCGGGUUUUAGAAGUAUUUCUAUUUAAGUGUAACGUCCAAGACUGAAGAGUUAGUUGAAUAAGUCUAAGUGAUACCUAUUUAGCAUAAAAUGUCCAUGGGUAAGACGUGAGACGAGGAUGUCACAACCUAACCGCAUCACCACCGUAACAACAAAUCGUGUACAGAUGGCACUUAAAACGCGUUUACGAGUAAAUUUUUUCGGUAGGAAUUUUGCUUCCUAAUACAAUUUUCACGAUCAACGAAUAUUUAUAUGUUUUAUAAUUCCGAAUUUUGAGAAAGUACCUUAAGCGCACGCAAAUAUAUGAUACAGAUGUUAUCACACGAUAGAUAAAAAACCAAUAUAUUGUCAUAGUAUUAAGCUCGAACUAAAGAGCUGUAAUAUUUUGAAAGCAAAUCGCUGAAGUUGAAUUUAAUCAUCUUUAUAAUCAUA
This is a messenger RNA of Vanessa tameamea, 3195 nucleotides long. It is a transcript of the gene Hs3st-A, whose product is annotated as heparan sulfate glucosamine 3-O-sulfotransferase 1. The transcript is spliced from 7 exons. Lineage: Eukaryota; Metazoa; Arthropoda; Insecta; Lepidoptera; Nymphalidae. Bases 148 to 1359 code for a protein of 403 amino acids. The record is from RefSeq and is a predicted model, not a curated record. Gene Ontology annotation, molecular function: [heparan sulfate]-glucosamine 3-sulfotransferase activity.